Molecule: messenger RNA, 2157 nt
Organism: Eptesicus fuscus (big brown bat)
Lineage: Eukaryota; Metazoa; Chordata; Mammalia; Chiroptera; Vespertilionidae
Gene: MEP1B
Product: meprin A subunit beta
Exons: 14
Coding region: 1-2157 (718 amino acids)
Biological process (GO): proteolysis
Cellular component (GO): membrane
Molecular function (GO): zinc ion binding; protein binding; metalloendopeptidase activity
Source: RefSeq, a predicted model, not a curated record
AUGGAUUCACGGGUUCUGCCUCGGCUGCUGCUCGCUGCCUCCUGCCUCGUGGCGUCUGGCCUGCCAACUCCAGAAAAUUUUGAUGUAGAUGGUGGAAUUGACCAGGAUAUAUUUGAUAUCAAUGAAGCUUUGGGACUGGAUCUUUUUGAGGGAGACAUCAGACUUGACGGGGUACAAGAUAGAAAUUCCAUCAUUGGAGAAAACUAUAGGUGGCCUAAUACCAUUCCAUAUGUUCUAGAAGAUAGCUUGGAAAUGAAUGCUAAGGGAGUUAUCCUCAACGCAUUUGAACGCUAUCGCUUAAAAACAUGCAUCGACUUCAAGCCUUGGACUGGAGAAGCGAACUAUAUAUCAGUGUUCAAGGGCAGUGGCUGCUGGUCUUCGAUAGGAAACAGGCGCGUUGGGAAGCAAAAUCUCUCCAUCGGGGAAAACUGUGACAGGAUAGCAACCAUUCAACACGAGUUCCUGCACGCCCUGGGCUUCUGGCACGAGCAGUCGCGCUCUGACCGGGACGACUACGUCAGCAUCAUUUGGGACAGAAUUCAGUCAGGCAAAGAGAACAAUUUUAACGUCUAUGAUGACCAAGUCUCGGACUCUCUGAAUGUUCCCUAUGACUACACGUCAGUCAUGCACUACAGCAAAACCGCCUUCAGGAACGGAACGGAACCCACCAUCGUAACGAGGAUCCCGGACUUCAUGGAUGUGAUCGGCCAGCGGAUGGACUUCAGCGACUCUGACCUCCUCAAGCUGAACCGGCUCUACAACUGCUCCUCUUCCUUGAGCUUCAUGGACUCGUGCGAUUUCGAGCUGGAAAACGUGUGCGGGAUGAUCCAGGGCUCAGGCGACAGUGCGGACUGGCAGCGGGUGUCCCGGGUGCCCAGGGGGCCGGAGAGCGACCACUCCAACAUGGGCCAGUGCGCAGGCGCCGGCUUCUUCAUGCACUUCGACAGCAGCGCUGUGAACGCGGGCGCCACGGCGGUGCUGGAGAGCAGGACCCUGUACCCGAAGCGAGGCUUUCAGUGCCUGCAGUUCUAUUUGUACAACAGUGGGGGUGACAGGGACCAGCUGAACAUUUACAUCCGCGAGUAUUCCGCAGGCUCCGAGAACGGCACUGUGACCCUGGUGGAAGAAAUAAGAGACAUACCCACGGGGAGCUGGCAGCUUUACCACGUAACGCUGCAAGUAGCCAACAAGUUCCGGGUGCUGUUUGGCGGGGUCAGAGGUGCCGGUGCAUCCCUGGGCGGCCUGUCCCUCGACGACAUCAAUCUUUCGGAAACACGGUGCCCUCAUCACAUCUGGCGCAUCAGGAAUUUCACACAGUUGAUGGGCAGCCCCGAUGGAACCCUCUAUAGCCCUCCGUUUUACUCUCCUAAAGGUUAUGCCUUCCAGAUCUCCUUGACCCUGAGCCAGCCGACUAACGCAGGGAUAUAUUUCCACUUGAUCUCUGGAGCCAACGAUGAGCAGUUAGAGUGGCCCUGUCCUUGGCAACAAGCCACCAUGACACUCCUGGACCAGAACCCUGACAUUCGACAGCGCAUGUCCAACCAGCGGAGUGUAACUACAGACCCGCUUCUGACCACCGACGACGGGAGCUAUUUCUGGGACAGGCCCUCCAAGGUGGGGCAGGUGGCCUCCUUCCCGAACGGGACUCAGUUUAGAAGAGGUCGGGGCUGGGGCACCAGUGCCUUCAUCACCCACGAGCGGCUGAAGAGCAGAGACUUCAUCAAGGGAGACGACGUUUACCUCCUGCUGACGGUGGAAGACAUAUCCCACCUGAACACCACAGCCCCGCAGCCGGCCCCCACGGCCGGCACCCCCACGGCCGGCACCCCCACCGCCGGCACCCCUGACCUCUGCGUGAACUUCGCCUGUGAGAACGACGGCGUCUGCACCGUCCGGAAUGGCAGAGCUGAGUGCAGGUGCCCGUCGGGGGAAGACUGGUGGUACGUGGGGCAGCGGUGUGAAAAGAGGGGCUCCACACGAGACACCAUCAUCAUCGCGGCGUCGUCCACGGCCGCCGUGUUCGGGGUGAUGCUGGUGGUCACCCUGGUCAGUGUCUACUGCACCCGGAAGCGCUACCGUCGGGCGGCGGGCUCCAGCACGGCGGGCGCACCUGUGGAAAAUGUGAGUGCAGUCCGAGAUUUGGUUACUCAAACCUAG